This is a messenger RNA of Elgaria multicarinata webbii, 2358 nucleotides long. It is a transcript of the gene CSTF2, whose product is annotated as cleavage stimulation factor subunit 2. Gene Ontology annotation, cellular component: mRNA cleavage and polyadenylation specificity factor complex. NCBI's taxonomy places the organism in Eukaryota, Metazoa, Chordata, Lepidosauria, Squamata, Anguidae. The transcript is spliced from 16 exons. Gene Ontology annotation, molecular function: mRNA binding. Gene Ontology annotation, biological process: mRNA 3'-end processing. The coding region runs from base 44 to 2122 and encodes 692 amino acids. The record is from RefSeq and is a predicted model, not a curated record.
AGCGGCUGUGAGAGAAAGCAGCAGGAGGAGGAGGAGGAGGAAGAUGGCGGGGCUGUCGGUGCGGGACCCCGCCGUGGACCGGUCCCUGCGCUCCGUGUUCGUGGGGAAUAUCCCCUACGAAGCCACAGAAGAGCAGCUAAAGGACAUUUUCUCAGAGGUUGGACCUGUCGUCAGUUUCCGACUGGUGUACGACAGAGAGACGGGCAAACCAAAGGGCUAUGGCUUCUGCGAGUAUCAAGACCAGGAAACGGCGCUCAGUGCCAUGCGGAACCUAAACAGCCGGGAGUUCAGCGGGAGGGCGCUGCGUGUGGACAACGCAGCCAGUGAGAAGAACAAAGAGGAGCUGAAGAGCCUGGGCACUGGUGCUCCCAUCAUCGAGUCGCCCUACGGAGACCCCGUGAACCCUGAAGAUGCCCCCGAGUCCAUCAGCAGGGCUGUGGCCAGCCUCCCCCCUGAGCAAAUGUUUGAACUGAUGAAGCAGAUGAAGCUGUGUGUCCAGAACAGCCCGCAGGAGGCACGGAGCAUGCUGCUGCAGAACCCUCAGCUUGCCUACGCCCUGUUGCAGGCCCAAGUGGUGAUGCGGAUCGUCGACCCAGAAAUUGCUCUGAAAAUUCUGCAUCGCAAGACCACUGUUCCAUCUCUGAUUCCGGGCAACCCACAACCAGGGCCUGGGCAGGGUCCUGGACCUGGGCAAGGGCCUGGGCCUGGGCCUGGGCCCGGUCCAAAUGCACAGAUGAACCAGCCCAACGUCCCUUCUUCCCAGCCACAACCAAUCGGGGGCAUGCAUGUCAAUGGAGCCCCUCCCCUGAUGCAGCCGCCCAUGCAAGGCGGUGUGCCAGCUCCGGGCCAGAUGCCAACCGCCGUGCCCGGCCCUGGCCCCGGCCCCUUGGCUCCAGGAGGUGGCAUGCCAGGCGGUGGCCCGAUGCUCUUGGAACGCGGCCAAGUGGACAAUGAGAGUGCGGCUUUCCCCAGUCAUGCUCCAUCAGGGAACCUGCAGCUCUCUCCCGUGGGACCUGCCAGGCCUGCCUCUAUUGAGCGAGUUCAAGUGCCCAUGCCAGACCCACGGGCGCCCAUGCAACGCGGGCCGAUGCCAGCUAGCGGACCACCGCCUCGAGGCCUUCUGGGAGACGCCCCGAAUGACCCACGUGGAGGGACUUUGCUCUCAGUCACUGGAGAAGUGGAGCCCAGAGGCUACCUUGGCCCCCCCCACCAGGGCCCCCCCAUGCACCAUAUGCCUGGCCAUGACAACCGGGGGAUGCCCCCCCACGAAAUGAGGGGCGGACCGAUGGGAGAACCCAGGCCUUUGAUGGGAGAACCCCGGGGCCCCAUGAUGGAUGGCCGAGCUGGAAGAGAUCCAAGAGGCAUGGAUAACAGAGGCAUGGAGCCUAGAGUGAUGGAUGCCAGGGGCAUGGAGCCGCGAGGCAUGGAUAACAGAGGGAUGGAGCCCAGAGGGAUGGAUGCCAGGGGCAUGGAGCCGCGAGGCAUGGAUAACAGAGGGAUGGAGCCCAGAGGGAUGGAAACUCGUGGGAUGGAGCCGCCCAGGGGCAUGGAGUCCAGAGGGAUGGAGCCGCCCAGGGGCAUGGAGCCGCCCAGGGGCAUGGAGCCGCCCAGGGGCAUGGAACCGCCCAGGGGCAUGGAACCGCCCAGGGGCAUGGAGCCCAGAGGAAUGGAGCCACCCAGAGGAAUGGAACCGCCCAGAGGAAUGGAGCCACCCAGGGGCAUGGACACGAGAGGCAUGGAACCCCGAGGCAUGGAAUCUCGAGGCAUGGAGCCGAGGGGCCCCGGCCCCAGCCCAAGGGGUCCAAUGAGUGGGGGAAUUCAAGGCCCCGGGCCUCUUACCAUGGGAGCAGCGGGCCCACAGGGGCCUCGUCAGGUCCCGAAUAUGCCCGGGGCAGCAAUGCAGGCCGGAGGCAUCCCGGGAGCAAACGUGCAAGCGGCGGCCCAGCCGGGGGGGUUCAGCCCUGGCCAGAACCAGGUGACACCCCAGGAUCACGAAAAGGCUGCCCUCAUCAUGCAGGUCCUCCAGCUGACAGCAGACCAGAUCGCCAUGUUGCCUCCGGAGCAAAGGCAGAGCAUUCUGAUCCUGAAAGAGCAAAUACAGAAGUCCACCGGUGCCCCUUGAUCUGCAUUCUUCGGGCUUGGACCCCUUCCCCCAUGACCCCUUGAAGGAAUCCAGCCUCUUGUUGGAGAUAGCACUGAAGGCAGCUUACAUGCCCUCUCCUUGUCUGAGCCACAACAGCAGCAGCGAGGGCAGGACUUGCCCUCCCCCACCCACCCCAAAAUUGUUCAUUUCAUUCUCCCCUCAUUUUGUUUACCUCCUAGUGUUUCAAAUAAAACUUUGUCCUGGAUUUGAGUAAA